Spodoptera littoralis (African cotton leafworm) is the source of this 1808-nucleotide messenger RNA. Lineage: Eukaryota; Metazoa; Arthropoda; Insecta; Lepidoptera; Noctuidae. The record is from the annotation of a GenBank genome assembly.
CUGAUCUCCGCCGUCAUAGUUUCAGGUUGACGUGAAAGACAAACAUUAGCGAAUGAAUUUUUCAUUCAGUAAUAAAUAGCAAAAUGCUAUAAAAAUGCUUUGAUACACAUUUCAUUACGUAUAAUUUGUAACUUUCGUGCCUAUAUUUUUGAGAUUACUUACUGAUCUGCGAGCGAGUGUAUUUUCCAGUUCAAAAUGAGUUUAGUGGGGAAAAAGUGUGAAUCAAUAUCGAUGUUGGAAACCAAUAAAGACGACGUAAUAGUCAGUGAAAUAACUCCUGAGGAUGUUCUGAGACUAGACAGGAUUACGGAUACUUAUAUGUGUAGUCCAGAAGCUAAUGUAUACGAUAUAGAUUUUACGAGAUUCAAGAUACGUGAUUUGGAGAGCGGAACUGUGUUGUUUGAGAUCGCCAAGCCUCCGACGGAUUUCGGAGUGGAUAGUGAGGGCACUGAGGAUGCCCCCGAAGAGCCCCUGGACCCUAACGCGGGAAGAUUCGUCCGCUACCAAUUCACGCCUCAAUUUUUGAAACUUAAGACUGUAGGAGCUACUGUGGAGUUUACAGUUGGAGCUCGUCCUGUGAACCAUUUCAGGAUGAUAGAGAAACACUUUUUCAGAGACACCCUACUGAAGACAUUUGAUUUUGAAUUUGGUUUCUGUAUACCAUUCUCUCGAAACACAUGUGAACACAUAUAUGAGUUCCCUACACUGCCUCCUGAUCUAGUUGACGAAAUGAUUGCUGCACCUUUUGAGACCUGUUCCGACAGUUUUUACUUCGUAGACAACCGUCUAGUGAUGCAUAACAAAGCGGAUUAUGCUUACAACGGAGGCAUCAACAACUAAUCACAUUUACACCCAAUUUGGCACCAUGCAUUGUUUUCGUGUUUCAAAUUUAAAUUUUAUAACACUGUUUGACACAAGAAAAUGUUUUUUCAAAGAUUUUAGUAGAUAUGUGUUUUUAAAAGUCUGUUGUUGAUAGAAUUUGUAACUAGAGGUGGGACAGUGUGUUGUACACAACAACUAUUGAUCUCGUAGAAUUAUUUAUCUGUGUGGAAUGAAACUUAAUGUUAGAAUACACACUGUCAAUGUGUUGGCAAGGUUCGGAGUGCAAAGAUUAAGUAGUAAAUGGAAGUUACAUCACAUAUUGUGUGGCAACUGGAGGGCUGAUUGCUGAAGACGGAUUAAAGGAAAUUGUGCUAUUUUUCUUUUUUGCAAGUGAAGAGUUGGCUGAUAGUCUAUUGGCAAUUACCAAAGAAACAUUUGAAACCACAAAGUAUGGUAUGCAUAGCCCAGAAUCAAGUAUCAAGGGCGACAGGUUAUUGAGGGGCGCCGUGACGCCGUAAGACGCGUGUGCCCAAAGAGGCGCCAAAAAAAUUACAGGUACCUACGAGGUGCUUGGCUAGGGCGCUCUCUAGGAUUAAUCCAGCUCUAACAUUGCCAUACAAUGAGGCUGUCUAAGCAAAUAUUUCUCUAGUCACCAUCAGCCCUCCAUGUGUUCACUAAUCUGUGUGUUUAGAAAAUGAAUGUUGCCCAUCACUCGUUAAUUGAAUAAUAUUUGUGAUCUUAUUGAUUGUGAUUUUUACACCUACUUUAUAAAUGUAAUUGACAUAAAUUUAAUGUGUACUGAAUUUUAAAAUAAGGGUGUGUUUUGUUUAAUUAAUUAUUUCGAAGGUGCAACAUCUUGUCGAAGGCAAGUUUGAACAUUAUUUUGAUCUCGUUAUUUAAAUAUUUUUAGGUUAUAGUUUUAAUAUUGUUUUUAGUAGUAAUGAACUUGUUUUCAGAAGUUUCAUACCGAUAUUUGUCUAAGCAGG